This is a messenger RNA of Leptopilina heterotoma, 1149 nucleotides long. RefSeq lists its product as uncharacterized. Bases 1 to 687 code for a protein of 228 amino acids. Lineage: Eukaryota; Metazoa; Arthropoda; Insecta; Hymenoptera; Figitidae. The record is from RefSeq and is a predicted model, not a curated record. The transcript is spliced from 4 exons.
AUGACGUCCAUGUUUCGAAGGGGCACCAUAUUUGCGACGUUCUUCCUCUCUUUAAUUAGCGGGGGAUUAUUGUGUGGUGCGCUGGUAACACAACACUGGAUUGAAGCCAAACCAUGGAUACCUGACGGACCCAAAAAUAGUGCUGGAAAAAUUCAUUUUGGAUUAUUGAAUGGCACUAAAGAGCUCAAUUAUGGUUAUGGAUGGAGGACACAUCAUUUCUCUGUUUCCAAACUAAUUGAACAAGAUCCAUUGGUAAUGUCAUGGGGCUUGUGGUUUGGAACUUUGGUGACAACAUGUGCAGCCUUGUUAGCUGCAGCACUUGCCGCACUUUUGGCUGUCUUAAACACGGCCACAACACCGAGAAGUAAAAUAUUUUCCGUACCCGGCAUUUAUUUUAUCAACAUUUUGGCACUAUUAUUAUGCGCCGCCAGUAAUGGCACAUGGUUGGCACAAUAUUACACAAAAUUGUAUGGAAACGUAUUGCCGAAGGAAAAUAUAAACGAAAAAUGGACCAGUGAAGGAUCUGCUGAAUUCGGUUAUUCAUUCUGGUUUGUCGUAUCUGCCGGUGUUGUGCAUCUCAUUAGCAUUGCUUUGAUCGGUUGGGGAUCUGGAAAAAACAAGAGCGAUCGCCUGGAACCGAUUCCUCCUCUAGAAGAAAAGACUGCAGCAGCCAUAAUGCUAUACUAAUUUUUUUUUAAUCCCCCAAGACUAUCGUCGUUUUUUUUUACAAAAACGUUAAUAAUAAUAUUAAUAUGUCUCUAAUCCGAUAUUUUUUAUAUAAAAAGAAAGAAAAAAUAUUUUCACAAGAACUUUACGAAUUCAUCAAAAAUGAAAAUUUAAUUUAAUUCAUCUAAUUAAACAGACAAGUAAAGUGCUAUUAUACGUGGAUAAAUGGUAAAAAUUAAGAAUAAAAAUCAACAUACAUAUUUAAUGAGUAGUUAAGUAAAUUAGCAUAACGCUAAUUAAAUUGCAGUUUCAUAGAAGAAUUCGCUAAGUUUGUCGUGGAAAAAUAAAUUUUAAUAAAAAUGUGCCUCUUCCUUAGUUUAUAAAACUAAAUGUAAAUAGAAAAUGUGUGGAAGAUUUUUUUUUUAUAUUCUUAUUUAUUACAUGACAGACUUAUAGGUCGUACAAAUACAGUAUUCAUACGUA